Messenger RNA from Patella vulgata (common limpet), 3631 nucleotides. RefSeq names its product SWI/SNF-related matrix-associated actin-dependent regulator of chromatin subfamily D member 1. The record is from RefSeq and is a predicted model, not a curated record. The transcript is spliced from 20 exons. Gene Ontology annotation, biological process: regulation of transcription by RNA polymerase II. The coding region runs from base 74 to 1741 and encodes 555 amino acids. Lineage: Eukaryota; Metazoa; Mollusca; Gastropoda; Patellidae. Gene Ontology annotation, cellular component: nucleus; SWI/SNF complex.
CGAGAUUUAAAAUUAAUGGCUGCGUUCUUGUAAAAAUUUUAAUCAUUGUCUGACAAUUUGAUAGUAAGUGAAAAUGCAGCAGCAGCCACCUCAACGAUAUCCAUCCGGUCCACCACCUAUGCGUCCUCCUUAUUCUCAACCUAAUUACCCACCGGGAGGAAGACAGUAUGGUAGUGGUCCACCACCAGGACAGAUGGGAGGAGGUCCACCAAGAAUGGGGAUGCCGGGAGGGAUACCACAUCCAGUUUAUGCUUCUCCAUCUUCUGUAUCUGCUACUUCUCUCUCUGUUAAAACAACAUCUAGUGCAUCUAAAAUGAAAGACCCUUCAGGUAGUUCUAAAAGUAAGGAUUCCUCAAGUAGCUCUAAAAACAAGGAGAAUUCUUCUAGUAUGGCACGACCAGGUAUGUCACCAGGAAUGCCCCCUCCACCUCCAGGAAUGGGAACACCAAUGGACAGAAAAAGGGGUCCAGAUCCAAGAUCAGCACAGCAACAGCAAUUGAAAGCGAAGAAGAAGAAAAAGAUUGCUGACAAAAUCUUGCCACAGAGGGUGCGCGAUUUAGUUCCAGAAUCCCAAGCUUACAUGGAUCUCUUGGCAUUUGAACGUAAACUUGAUGCGACUAUAAUGAGAAAAAGAUUGGACAUUCAAGAAGCUUUAAAACGACCAAUGAAACAGAAAAGGAAAUUGAGAAUUUUUAUCUCCAAUACAUUUUACCCACCAAAGCCAGAAGGAGAGGAUGGAGAAGAGUCAAUACCAUCUUGGGAACUUCGUGUUGAAGGCAGACUACUGGAAGAUGCUGCGACUGCCAAGUUGAGUGAUGCCAACAAGAUAAAGAGAAAGUUUUCAUCUUUCUUUAAGUCUUUAGUAAUCGAGUUAGAUAAAGAUCUGUAUGGUCCAGACAACCAUCUUGUUGAGUGGCAUCGUAUUCCUAAUACACAAGAGACAGAUGGUUUUCAAGUUAAAAGACCAGGUGAUAACAAUGUAAAAUGCACUGUUUUACUUAUGUUGGAUUAUCAGCCAAUGCAGUUUAAACUGGAUCCUCGGCUUGCUCGUCUGCUAGGUAUUCAUACACAGACGCGACCAGUAAUUAUCAAUGCUUUAUGGCAGUACAUCAAAACACACAAACUACAGGAUUCUAAUGAACGGGAAUACAUCAACUGUGACAAGUAUCUUGAACAGAUAUUUGAAUGUAAGAGAAUGAAGUUUGCUGAGAUUCCAGCCAAAUUACAUCCAUUAAUGAUGCCACCAGAUCCGAUCGUUAUUAAUCAUCUUAUCACUGUAGAAGGACCAGAUGCUAAGAAGACAGCUUGUUAUGAUAUAGAUGUUGAAGUGGAUGAUACAUUAAAACAACAGAUGAAUUCUUUCCUGUUAUCUACCCAGAGUCAACAAGAGAUAUCUAAUCUAGAUAACAAGCCGAAAGGAAAAGAUCCAGCACUUACUCGAGUUAUCACUCAUGAUUUUACUAUCCAUGAAACUGUGGAGACCAUAAAUCAGUUAAAGACUAAUAGAGAAUUUUUCCUGGGCUUUGCUAAAGAUCCACAAGAUUUUAUCAACAAUUGGUUGAUAUCGCAGACAAGAGAUUUAAAGACAAUGACAGAUGUGGUAGGAAACCCAGAAGAAGAAAGAAGAUCUGAUUUCUUCUAUCAAACAUGGUCACAGGAAGCUGUGUGUCGUUACUUCUAUGGAAAGGUACAACAAAGAAGAGUGGAGUUAGAACAGGCAUUGGGCAUUAGAAAUACAUAAAUAUCAUUAAUCACAUCAUCUUGUCAUAAAAGCAUCCUGUUUCAAGACCAUUUAUUCAUAAAUUCUCAGGAUAUAAUAAAUGUUUGAAAUACAUGGUAUAGCAUCAAGAAAAUGGGCAUCCUGCUAUUAUGUCAAAAUUAGAUUUUAAAAUAUAAUUUGAAUGAUGUAAUUGUCAGAAUUACUACAACUACAAACAAAUACAUUUUAUUAUUAAGCCACAUUAUUAUUAAAAUAAAACCUGCUGGUCAUUAUACGCAUUUUGUUGAAAAUAUCUUAAUUCAUAGCUUAAUCAGUGCUAUAAUGUAAUCAAAUUAAAUAAAGUGCUUUUCAGUACAUCAUUUUGCAAAUACUGAACGAAAUUGAUCCAUUUUUGGACUUGGAUCCAUCUUUCUCAAAUGACAACAGUCGUUUUAAAAAUCAUGUUAAAUAUGUCCUAUUAAAUGUUGGUUUCAACUCUUUAUCUAGUUCGAUAUUAAUGGGUUGUAACAUCGAUUUUAUAGAAUUAAAUCACACAGUGACAUAUAAGUCAUAUUACAUCUGGGCUUUAUAUAUGUACCCAUUUGAUUUGAAUUCUUAUAAUUAAAUGACUAGUAAAAUAUUUUAUGUUAAUUAAAGAAAUACAUUGAGGUAAAUGUAACUAUUUCAUUUAUCCUAAGUAAUUGUCAUAGAAAAUGUUAAUGAAUUGUAACAAUUGUACAUGGACAGCAUAGUAUGUACCUGUACUUGGUAAACAUGCACCUUCGGGGUUGUUUGAAAUAGUUUGGUUUCAGUUGUAACUUAUCCCAGUUUAUCAGUUUGUCCCUAAACAAAUGUGCCUUCUCUUACAAUUUUACAUAUCUAAACUAAUCUUUGUUUGAUUUUGCUUGUUUGAUAUCCAGCCAUUUUGGAAUCUGUGAUAUACUGCAAGACAAGAAAUGAAUGCAUCAUAAAAUUGUUGUUAAUAGAGGGGAAUUUACCUAAAUGUGUUUUGAAAGUAAUACAACUGUUGUAUCUUACUUUUGACUUAGAAAUAGUUUAUCAUCAAAAUUGUACUGUUUUAAGUGAUAUUUUGGUAUACUCCUGAUUUAAUAAAUAAAUAAACAUCAUUUUAUGUCAGAGAACAAAACUAUGUAUCGAAAUGAAUGCAACUGGAGCAUUAAUUUCUUAUUGUACAGUAGUGCUGGGUAUUGUCUCUGCAGUCACAAUACGGUACGAUAUUGCGAUUCAGGUGCUAUGAUAUGAUUCGAAUCACGAUUCAUACCAGGUCAAUAUUUACCAAGAAAACAGGAUAAAUGAAUAAUUGGUAUUUUUAGUCCUGCCGAUGUCGAAGAAAUAAAACUGUUUUAUUUCAUGUAGAUCAAAAUGUGGACCAAAACAGACUAAAAGUGUUUGUAUACCUAUGGAUAAUGUGUAACGUGGAUAAUUAAGAGUGAUGGGUUACUUACUGAAGCGACAAAAAAAACAUAAAAACAAAGUUUCACGACACAUCGAUUCAGCGUCCCACGAUUCAAUACGCGAAUCGUGAGAAGGUGAAUCUCAAUACAUCAAUUCAACAAUAUAUCAUGCCAGCACUAUUGUACAGUAAUCACUUAUUUGUGGUUCAUGUUUGUUAACAGCACAAUGAUCUUUUGAAAAAAUAUCUAUGUUGACAGAUGGUUUCCUGGAAUCAAGCUAUAUGUUUAUAUUGUAAUAGCCUUACAACUCAUUGGUGGACAAUCAAGUUACAGUCGACUUUGUAAAACCUAAUGACAGUACAGAAUAUUUUUUCAAAGGAAACACACUGUGUACCAGUGUAUCAUUUUUAGCAUCAAAUGAAUGUAGAAAUAUUCAUGUAAAGUAGUUUUCAUAUAGUUGCAUGUAUCAGUAUCAUAACAUACUAUUGGUCAUUAAAUAAAUUUUUGUAAACCAUCA